This is a messenger RNA of Coccinella septempunctata (seven-spotted ladybird), 2857 nucleotides long. RefSeq names its product beta-mannosidase. Lineage: Eukaryota; Metazoa; Arthropoda; Insecta; Coleoptera; Coccinellidae. Gene Ontology annotation, biological process: glycoprotein catabolic process. Gene Ontology annotation, molecular function: beta-mannosidase activity. The record is from RefSeq and is a predicted model, not a curated record. The transcript is spliced from 13 exons. The coding region runs from base 27 to 2735 and encodes 902 amino acids.
UCUAGUUUCAAACUGUUCAAGAAAGCAUGCAUGCAACAUUGUUAAUCUUGAUACUUUCAAACUUUGCAAAAUGUUUUGGUGCAGAACUACUAGAUUUGGGUGGUUCCUGGUGGUUGAAUGGAACAAAAAGAGAAUAUGAGAUGUUAAAUGCGACAGUGCCAGGGGGAAUUUUUAGCGAUUUAUUAUCAAAUCGUAUUAUUGAAGAUCCCCUCUACGAAGAGAAUGAUCAAAAAUACAAAUGGGUCGGAGAAUCAAAUUGGACGUAUUUCAGAAAUUUCAAAGUCGGUGGAAGUCUAAUUGAAUAUGACAAUAUAAAUCUCGUGUUUGAGGGAAUCGAUACAAUAGCGUCCAUAUUCUUGAAUGGAGUGAAUAUAGGAAAUAGCACAAACAUGUUUGUGAAAUAUGUAUUUGAUGCAAAAAAUAAAAUUACGUUAGGGAAUAAUUUGAUUGAGAUAAGAUUCUUGUCACCUGUUGAAUUCGCAAAUAAAUUGGCAAUUGAGCAAAACAAAAUUUAUCCUGUACCACCUCAAUGUCCCCCAAGUGAUUACAGGGGGGAAUGUCACAUCAAUCAAUUGAGAAAAAUGCAAGCUUCUUUCUCCUGGGAUUGGGGACCAGCAUUUGCUUCGGUUGGUAUCUGGAAAAAUGUGUAUCUGGAAGGUUUCAAUGCCCAUAUUGUCAGAUAUGUUGUAUCAGAAGUCACUGAGAAUGUUGAAGACGAAUGGUGGAAUGUCAGAGUCAAAACAUUCCUAUCAGAAAACAGAGGAGAGAAGCUCAGUAAUGCAAAAAUAGUUUAUGAGAUAGCCACUGAUUAUCAAAGUAAUCUUAUAUUCAUCAAAAAUAUAAAUGAAUCAGUCUUACACAGUGAUGAGCCUGUUAUUGACCAUCUAAUAAAAGUUCCCCAAAACGCCGUGAAGAGAUGGUGGCCAAAUGGUUACGGAGAACAAAUGAUGUACGAUUUCAAUGUAUCCAUUUUUUCUCCACAAGGCAAUGAUACCUUUACUCGAAAAAUAGGAUUCAGAACAGUUGAACUCGUGCAAGAUGAACUUAAAGGAAACCAAGAUUCUUGGGGCAACACCUUUUAUUUCAGAGUGAAUGGAAUACCCAUCUUUGCGAAAGGCUCAAACUAUAUACCACUCAGUAUUCUUCCAGAGAGAGGACAAGAUAGGAAAAGUAUCGAUUCCCUUUUACAAUCUGCUAGAGAUUCACACAUGAAUAUGUUGAGAGUUUGGGGAGGAGGAGUGUACGAAUCAGAUUAUUUUUAUCAGAAAACUGAUGAAUUGGGAAUAAUGGUAUGGCAAGAUUUCAUGUUUGCUUGUGCUCUUUAUCCGACAGGAGAGGAUUUCUUGACGAAUGUUAGAACUGAAUUAAAACAUCAAUUGAGAAGGAUAGGUAGUCAUACAUCCAUAGUAGUAUGGGCAGGAAACAAUGAAAACGAGGCUGCUCUGACAGGAAAUUGGUAUGGAAGUAAUGGUAAACAAAUAUACAACGAUGAUUACAAAAAACUCUACCAAGAAACAAUCAAAACAGAAUUCGAAAAGAUACUAGAAAGUGGUAUUUUCUUAUUGUCGAGUCCAAGUAAUGGCGUCAAGACUGAAGAAGACGGUGGAAUAUCACGAAAUCCAUAUGAUCAGCUAUAUGGGGAUGAUCACACUUAUAUUUACGAAUUGGAUGGUUUCGAUCCGAAUAUUUUUCCCAUUCCUAGAUUCUCUUCUGAAUACGGCUACCAGUCCUACCCUUCAUAUUCGUCACUCAAAACAAUAACGAAUAAUGAAUCUAAUAAUCUAGUAAUAGGCAGCAAAUUCUUGAAAGGCAGGCAACAUCACCCAUUAGGCGAUUUGGAAAUGAAACUACUCAUCUUUUACCAAUUGGAUCUGCCCCCAAAAUCUAGCGAUAAUUAUACAAAAACUUUCAUUUACUACAGUCAAGUAAUACAGGCUGUUUCUAUCAAGACUGAGACAGAACAUUACAGAAAAUAUAGGAGUAUAUUAACUGCAGACGGACAUGGUCUCACUAUGGGUGCCCUUUACUGGCAACUGAAUGAUGUAUGGGUCGCACCUACAUGGUCUGGAAUAGAUGCCAGGGGAAAGUGGAAAAUUCUUCAGUAUUCAAUUCGAGAUGCCUUCUCCCCUUUAAUAGUUGUGGGGCACUUGAGUAUUAAUCGAAGUUUAGACAUUACGAUAGUUUCUGAUAAAACUACUACAAUUGAUGCUGUUUUAUCCAUAAGUGUUCUCAAGUGGACAUCUUUCAAACCUAUUGCAGUUAUCGAGAAAAAUGUUACAAUGGAGCCAUACUCUUCUCAAAAUAUCAUCAGUUUAGAAACAGAUGAUUACUUGAAUGAAUUGGGUUGCGGGAGUCUAUCUGUGGCAGCCAACAAUUGCUUUUUCCAUUUAAAUCUCUUCAAUGGAAAUACUCAACUAGCUCCAGAAAAUGUUGUGCUUCCAAGAGCCUUGAAAAAUCUGAAUUUGCAAAAACCGACAAUACAGAUCACGUCAAUACUAGCUUUGGCGCCUUAUAAAAAUCGAAGUUUCAAAAUUGAACUCAAAACAUCAGAAAUAGCCCUUUUCGUCUGGUUGGAGUGCGAAGAAGUACCAGGAAGCUUUUCCGAGAAUGGGUUCCAUCUAGUCACACCUACGAAGACCAUAUACUUCGAAGCAGACGAAGACUGCAAUCCAGACAAAUUGAAAAAAACUAUAGUGAUAUCGAAUAUACUAUCGAUAGGUGAUAAUAAGAAUUAGCUUAUUCAGUUGUGAAUAACAGGUUGAAAAAAGUUUUUCGAUUAUAUCCAGUCAUAAUGUCUAUAUAGCUACAAAUACUGCUCCUGUUAAAUUAUUUCAAUAAAAACAAUCUCAAUAACUUA